CUGCUCCCGUGCAAUUACAUAUAUAUACAUAUGUAUAUAUUGGAAUCGAUAUUCAUUACUAUUAUGCAUGCAUAAAUAAUAAAUAAACCGCAUAAAAUAUUUUAUAUUUUAUAGUUCUAAAUAGGCGCCACUAAAUUUAUAUUGAAAAUUGAGAACAUUAGUAUAAAAAUAUCAUAAUACAAGGAGAUGAUAGGAAUAAAAUUUCAUGGUACAGCGUUGGUAUAGAAUUAAUAGAUAGACAGAAUUUAAAUUUGAAUAGCAGAAAAAAAUAGUACAGCAAGUUAAAGACAAAAGUUUGUUAAAUAUUUAACGUGUAAAAGAGAAUAAAAUCACAUUAAAUAUUAUGGUAGCCCAUGUUAUGUGUUUAACCUCUACCGGAGGAAUUCCUUUGUUUUCUCGCCAAAAAGGGGAGGGAGAUACGAUGACAUUUUCCAAAAUAGCAUCUCUAUAUGGGAUACACAUGUUUCUCAAGUCACAAAACAUUAAACUUUUAAACACAAAUUUACCCGACACCACGAUAAUGUGGAAAGAGUUUGAACAAAGUAUUACGUUAAUAGUUAUUGCAAGUGGGACUACCAAAUCUGUAUUAGAUAAAUUUCUAAAUGCAGUCUUUGGCGCAAUGAUUCUGUUUGUUGGUAUGGAGGAAUUAAAAAGCACGAAAAACAUUGAGAAGUUGAAGAAAGAUAUGCGCUUAUGUAGUUCAAUUGUUGAUAGUUUAUUGCAAUGUCUUGAUGUUGGUGAUGGUAUUUGUUCAAAAACUGAUAUUAUCAAUAUGACAGAAUGUAUAAUGUGUCAAGAAAAUAGUUUAUUUCAGACAUGCUUAGAGGGUUAUAUGGAAUGUUUGGAUUCUAUGUAUGGAUGCAUCUUAGUACAUGGAUGUUUAGCAGCAGCUACAGAAGGAUGGUGGAAUUUAAGUCCUAUUGAAAGAAAAUUAUUAAUAACUGCCGUUAAUACAGAAGAUACCUAUAGCACAAGAGACAUUCCAGUAUUUUUACCUUAUAAAAGUCCAAAUGUAGCUUUUAGAUUAGUAUCCAUUACAUUGAUCAAUCAAGUUGAAGUGUUAGCCUUAUGUGGACCAAAUCCAGAUUUAUCAGAAAUUGAAAGAUUUGCUGUACAAUGUUGGAAAAAUAGCAUUGAUGCUUUACACAGUGCAGAACAAUGUUACCCACGAAAUUUGCCUGCAUCUAUAAAUUUAGAUUCAGAAACACUUGGGUUUCUUUUAGUAAAUUACAAGAUACAAAAAUUUAUACUUGGAAAAAAUAUGCAGUAUGCAAAGAACAGAGUUAGUGGUUCACAUAGAUUAGAUAUAUUAAGAACUUUCUAUCAUCAAGCUGUAGAGACAUAUAUUUUAUCUUCAGACUCUGAAUGUGAUAUGACAGAUGAUAAUUGGAAAUUUAUUGGUGUAAAAGAAACUUAUCUAUGUUCAGAGUACCAUAAAUGUUAUGCAGUUAAAUAUGGAGAUCAUAUACUUUGCAUUUUAUGUGCCUCUACAGUCCCUACUCAUACAGUGAGAUUAGUUUGUCAAAAAAUAUUGAAGACAUUGCUUAUUGAUAAACAAGGCUGUUGGUAAAAAUUUGUCAAAUAUAAAAACAUAUCAAUUUCUCUUUGUGAUAUUUUAUUUUAGCUUCUUUGUAUCAGCCUAGUUUAUAUAUAU
Molecule: messenger RNA, 1654 nt
Organism: Frieseomelitta varia
Lineage: Eukaryota; Metazoa; Arthropoda; Insecta; Hymenoptera; Apidae
Gene: fy
Product: protein fuzzy homolog
Exons: 5
Coding region: 344-1570 (408 amino acids)
Biological process (GO): non-motile cilium assembly; vesicle-mediated transport
Source: RefSeq, a predicted model, not a curated record